AUGGUACUUUAUCUUUUAUCGGUUUUUUAUUAACCUAUAAUAAAAAAAUAAAAUACUGUGUGUGAAUAUAGGCUAUGUGAUUUAACCUAGUUUUUAUUAUUAUUAACUAUUUGUCUUUGACGACUUUGAAGGCUGAACUGACGAUUUUGAUGCAGUUUCUAUUAGUAUGUAAUGUUACCAACUGUGUGCCAAAUCAUCAUCUGACACAAGAGCAAAACUGUCCCGAACAAACUACAGGGAACCUGCACUGACGGAAAAGUGACUCUCAGGGUGCAGAGGGCAGAUGCUGUUGAUGCUGGUGUCCUUGCUCUGCUGUGUCCCUGCAGCCGAGGCCUGUCUGCAGUGUGACCGCAGUAUCAGGGUUUUACUCGAGGACUUUAUCCUGUCUGGUCCCACUGUGAACGACCAGAUUGAAUUGAAAAAAAUUAGUAACAAUGCCUAUGUGACCUACAGAGAGACCAGCCAGGAGCGAAAAGGAGUCAUUGAUCCCACCACUCUGUACAGAGUCAGAACUGAGUACCAGAGUGAAUUUGACCACUUUUUGAAAACCCCACACACUGGAUCUGUAACAUAUGAAGCCAUUCAGAUCCUGGAGAAAGGCAGGAAGAUCUUAGAAAAACACUUGGACAUAUUCAUCCGUGAUGGAUUGUGCUCCAACAAGUGUGGGCUUUUGAAACGAAGAGUAAUGGAUUGCUUCUCUUGCCGCUACAAGAUAUACAUCUGUCCCUCUCCCUCAGGCCAGCAGGACUGCGGCGAGUACCCAGUGCAGGCUGAGGAGGGAGGCCAGGCAGUGUUGAACUGUUUCCUUCCGUGGCAUCGCCUUCUGUUGGGAAGACCGGAGUAUCACUACUCCUGGGCCCCCGGUGUGCCAGGAACCAAAAACCUGAGCGAGAGUGACUUCAAAGCCUUGGUGGUGACAGACGACCCAUCUGUGGUCUUAAAUCAGCUGCAUGAGGACGAACAAGGAACAUAUCGCUGCUCUCUGCAGGGCCGAAAUGGAACCGUCUUCUACAGAGUCACUUUCCUACUUACUGUCGCCACUUUGCCUGACCACACUCUCCGCCCUGUCCUCACGCUGCCCUCCCUGCUUCAUGGACACAACUACUCACCUUUCCAACCUCCUGCGGGCCUGCUGGUGCCUCUCAUCGCCAUGGUUACUGCUCUGAGUCUGGCAGCGAGCGUAGGCCUCACAGUUGUCCUGGGAAUGCUGAUGAGUCAGAGGAGAGCCAAGGAGGAGCCAAGGAGAAUGAAGACGGAGGGGAAAAACACACAAAACACGGUGUGAUGAAGAUACCGUAUAACAGUAAAUACACACCUAGAAGACAGGGAGGUUUUACUCACUUCAGGUUGGACUUUUUUCUCAGUGGCUAAAUAAAUUUCCCAACACAAAGUUUCAAGUCAUGUCUAGAAAACUCCACAGAAGUGAGAAAACAUGUUGGCAACAUUGAAGCUACAUGAAGCAUAAAGGGUGUCCACAUGUUGUUGCCUAUCUUAGACAAUAAAAAGAGCUCAAACAUGGACAACUAUGGUGAAUCAAACACUGAGAUCUCACUCAUAAAACAGAAAGUUGGUGGUGUAGUGAAACUAGAGCGAACAACACACACACACUUAAACACACCCACUUAAACACACCCACUAAAAAUCUCCCAGAAACAGCUCAACUUUCCGUAACAUUAAGCACAAGCUCGCCAGAACACAUCAGUGGCCUGACCCCAGCAGGGUCACGUUCACCCUGAAUAGAGUGAUGGCGUUGUCACGUAAGAGGAAUCAGGGAUGAGGUAAAUCUCCUGGAUUACAGUGGGGUUUUUCAGAGAUUAAUAGCCCCAGCCAUUUAACUAAUCCUGGAUAAUCCCCAUGUGGGAGGCAGGGGGAGACAUGGAGGGGUAAAACAGAUGUUUUCAUCAGGGUUUCUUUUGAUGUAUAUUAACCUAAAUAUUCAUUCAGAGAGAGAGAGAGAGAGAUAGAGUAAGGGCAACUUUUUGCAUUACCAAUAAUGUUCUCAUUCUGAAAUCCCCGUUUUCUUGCGACUUUAAUUCUCUGUUUCCGUCUGCCUACAGUAUUCUCUCUGUACAUUUUGAUGACAAACUAUUUACACAAGUUCUGUCAUGAUCUCCAUCCCCGCCUCCUCCUCGUCAGCUCCUCUACACGUCCGGCACGUGUCGUAUUUCUGUUCACUGUUGUCUUUUUUCAUCUUUCAUGCCUUGUGCUAUUGCCAUCACCAAGCUUCUUGGGAAAGGAAGUAAUAUGUCAUCAUCAACAACAACAAAUUCACACCCAUCUCUCAGCAUUGUGUCUGGGCAGAUGUAUUCUUGGCUGAUUCUUUGCCAACCAUGACGCUCUGAUGUGCUAACAUAGGAAAGAUAAUGAAACAUCUGAACCAAAUAAAACUGAAAACUAGUGAUUGAUUGAUGUAUGAGUCAUCCAGGAUGACAGAAACUAAGUCACCUCUGAAAUCAUUCAUCGUUGCUCAUCGUUUGUCAGGGUAAUUUCUAAUAAAGAUUUUGAGUCAGGGGUAUUCUGUUUGGGUUAUGACAACUGCAACAAGGCUGUGGAGUGUUACCGUAUGAGGGUGGGUGUGGAUGGUGACAGGAUGUAUGUGCGGUGCUGUUUCCUGUCGGGGUGCUGAGAUGGGGGCGAAUGUUGAAAAAAUAACCCGUUCUUUAAGACUCCCUCACACAGAGACACUCGCGUCACACUCCUCCAACUCAACAGACCUCAUCACUUCACUGUGGGUUUUAUAUGUGUGCGUUCAAGCCUAAAGUGCAGGUUGAGGCUACAGUAAAUGCAUGCUCAGCGGCUUUGCUGACAGCCGUGAUGAACUGUGUACCAAAGUCUGUGUGGAUUGAAAUUGCAGCCUCUGCAGAAGGAGAGCAUGACAAAGUGGGAGUGCUGCUGAGGGGCAGGCAGACAGCGGUGAGGGAGGGAAAGGAGGAAGUGGCGACAUGAAGAAAGUGGAGACAGAGGUUUGAGUGGGAGACAUAUGUGGUAAGGCAGAGUCAUUUUAACAUGGGUUAUGAGGAAGUGAAGACAAAGACGUCAGAUUACACUUUGAUACAAACUAACCCACGCUGCACACAAAGUAUAUUUUUCUGUGGGUUAUAGGACAAUGUGUCCUGUAUCCAGGGGUGGAAAAGACAUCAAUAUCCUCCUCAAUUAGAAAUACUAGACUUAAAUAUUACUCAUGUAGGAUUGGGACAAGUUGUAUUGAAAACUACUUAAGUAAAAGCACAAAAAGACUAUUCUUCAGAUGUACUUUAAGCCCCUAAAACUUUAAAUCUGAGGUGUUUCUAUAAUUAAAUAUUCACAACUAAUAAGCAACAAUCAAAGUAGAAGUUCUUUUUCUAAGCAUCCUUAGUUCUUUCUUAUUAAGAGUUUUAAUGUCAAUAAAAUGAAUCUGCUUCAUCA
Cottoperca gobio is the source of this 3405-nucleotide messenger RNA. It is a transcript of the gene izumo1, whose product is annotated as izumo sperm-oocyte fusion 1. The record is from RefSeq and is a predicted model, not a curated record. Lineage: Eukaryota; Metazoa; Chordata; Actinopteri; Perciformes; Bovichtidae. Gene Ontology annotation, molecular function: protein binding involved in heterotypic cell-cell adhesion; signaling receptor binding. The transcript has 10 exons. Gene Ontology annotation, cellular component: acrosomal membrane; plasma membrane. Gene Ontology annotation, biological process: heterotypic cell-cell adhesion; sperm-egg recognition; fusion of sperm to egg plasma membrane involved in single fertilization. Bases 284 to 1285 code for a protein of 333 amino acids.